Messenger RNA from Penicillium longicatenatum, 1029 nucleotides. RefSeq lists its product as uncharacterized. NCBI's taxonomy places the organism in Eukaryota, Fungi, Ascomycota, Eurotiomycetes, Eurotiales, Aspergillaceae. The transcript has a single exon. The coding region runs from base 1 to 1029 and encodes 342 amino acids. The record is from RefSeq and is a predicted model, not a curated record.
AUGCCUCAACAUAUCCAGCUAAGUCAGAAGACUCAAUUCCUGGAAGAUCUACCGCCAUCAAUCCCCAGAUAUGCAUACAAUGGGAUAGAUCAAUUCCACGAGAUCAUGAGCCUUGAGCGUGAACGCUUUGAAAGGUCCAACGAUUCCAAAGCCAUUAGAGCCUCUUCUCGCCUAACGCAAGAUCGCCGUGAUCGACAGCAUCUACAUAGCAUGCACCAACGCCCACGUUACCAUAUACUACACGACAACAAUGAACCGACAAGUCAAUUGACCAGCGAACUGAAGAAUGAAUCGCCCAAUCAAAGUACCAACGAAUUGACCAGCGGAGCGACCACCGAAUCGACCAACGGAUGCGUUCUUUUCGAAAUCAAAGAACGUGAUAUACGAACCGAUUUCCUGGACCGAAUCCAAGCUGCGAACCUCUCCCUACGACUAUCAUUUGAUUUCAAAACUAGCCUCCUGCUUGUCAAAAUGAUGGGACCAGUACAUUCAGAAAUGCAGUCCCGGUUUAACAACAUGAUCACCUUCGCUCUCACCGCUAUGAGUUUGCAGUUCGAAUUCCAAAACUAUUCAGGAGUUAUCAUUCGAGGUGACGAUAGUGGAAAAGAAGCUGAUUGGGGUUGGGGUCCCGCGGCGGGCCAGCCCGGCCACACUGGUAAACCGACCGUUAGCCUUGAAGUGGCUGUUUCGGAAUCACAGGCCAAGCUGGAGCGGGAUUUCCGCUGGUGGCUUAGUCCUACGAAAGGGAGGGCCAACUUAACAGUGACUAUCAAGGUAAACCGGCGUGCCCCUAGCCUUACUAUCGACAUAUGGCAAUGGGUUGAUAUACACAUCCAACGAACCCAGCAAGUGACCAUUGCCAAGGUUGACGGUCAAGUGUUCGUUACUGGAGAUCCGCUCAUCAUACCCUUUGACCUUUUGUUCUUACGACAGCCCACAGCAGGAUCAGCAGAAAGUGAUAUUAUUCUUCACCAGCAGGCCUUAGUACCUUUCGCUGAAUCUGUCUGGCGCGUUCAAGGUUUUACCUAG